AUGGCAGUCGACGAGAUGGAAAUCGACUCGAACCCGACGUCUCACCCCGUGCAGAAGCCGGAGAAGGAACGCAAGCGCAAACACAAGACCAAGGACUCGUCGUCACCGUCGAAGAAGAAACGCAAGCACGACGCCAACCUGAUCGCGGACAAAUCCACCACCCACGAAAAGAAGAGCAAGAAAUCGUCCAAGGGCAGCAAGAAGAGCAGCAGCUCGAAAGCCGUUCCCGCGGCGGCACCUUCGACCCCCGACUCGCCAUACACCCUGACCACCGCGACGCUGUAUCUUCCUCUCUCGCCCAUCUCGAUCUCCCCGACCCAUGCGCUGGCCUCGCUGCUGGCGGAGCACCUCUCGCCGCUGAUCCUCACGUACUACGCCCCCCUGCAGGGCGUCGUCCUGGCCUACUCCAACGCCUCGAUCUCCAGCACCCACCCCGCCGAAUCCAAGUCCGCCUUCACCCCCAACGACCCUAACCCGCAGCCUCUGACCCUCGCCCGCUCCGCCGGCGAGUACGGCGUCCUGUACGUCUACCUCACCGCCACCUUCCUGGUGUUCCGGCCCCAGCGCGGCCAGGUCCUCGAGGGCUGGGUCAACGUGCAGUCCGAGGGGUUCCUGGGCGCCGUGGUCCUGAACCUGUUCUCCGUGGGCGUCGAGCGCAAGAGACUGCCGUCCGAUUGGAAGUGGGUUCCACCCGGUGCAUACGGCGAGGAGGGAGAAGGAGAAGAGACCGCAAACAGUGACGCCGAUGCCGCAAAGACCAAGUCGCAGUCGCAGUCCGACGACGACUCCUCCGAACCCUCGGCCGCGUUCGACCCCGAGAAGGAACACUUCAAGCCUGUCGCGCUGGCCUCCGACGCCAACCCGCUCCUGGACGACCCGGCCUCGACCGAGGUCGACGAGUCCGCCGCCGCGGAGGGCUACUUCCGGUCGGUGUCCGGGCACCGGGUGCGCGGCACCGUGCGCUUCCGGGUCGUCGACGUCGACGUGAUCCCCGGGUCGGAGCGCGAUCGCGGCUUCAUGAGCAUCGAGGGCACGAUGCUGACCCCCGACGAGGAGGCCCAGGUCGUCGAGGACGAGCGCAACGGCGUGAUGGCCGCCUUCCCCGGCGCCCCGCGGAGGUCGUCCAGUCUGCCGAUCCGCACCGACUCCAGGACCGCCAUGUCCGGUGCUCUCCCCGAUUCUUCUUCGACGGCGGCUGAGCCGGAGCCUGAACCCGAGUCUCAACCCGCCGCCCCUGAGCCCGAGCCCGAGCCCGAACAAGCAUCACCGACCAAGAAGAGCAGCAAAUCGAAGAAGAAGGAAAAGGAGAAGAAAUGA
Molecule: messenger RNA, 1317 nt
Organism: Aspergillus steynii IBT 23096
Lineage: Eukaryota; Fungi; Ascomycota; Eurotiomycetes; Eurotiales; Aspergillaceae
Product: DNA-directed RNA polymerase I subunit RPA43
Exons: 1
Coding region: 1-1317 (438 amino acids)
Biological process (GO): DNA-templated transcription initiation
Cellular component (GO): RNA polymerase I complex
Source: RefSeq, a predicted model, not a curated record